AUGGCCUCAGUUCAUUCUCAACCCGAAGAUGAGCCAUCUUCCAUCGGCCCAGAAAUCCACAACAAAUUCGUCACAUUCGAAACCACUUCCCAACUCUAUCGUCUCCCUCUUUCUUCGCCACUAGCCACCACCUUCCUCACACUCUCUGGACCAUCAAAGAUCGAAUUUCUCAAAGAGCACGGAGAAGUCAUCGCCAAGAAAUCCAUCGAAGAAAGAGGACGAAUAAUGAUCCACCACAGCGGUUCAUUCAUCUUUUGGAACGAGGGACAGAUCGAGUACUUGGUGCCUAGGGAGAAAGAGGGUUGGGAAGAUCAUGAACUUUCUAAGGAGUUCGAGAAAUUGGUGGAAAGAGGAGAGGGGAGGAGAGAGUGGAUUUUGAGAAAUGCGAUGAGGAUUAAGGAGUGGCCGGAUCAUGCUCAGCGAAAGCAGAGUGUUGAAUUUGUGAAGCGUGGUACUGGCGAGAAGGAGAAUUCGGAGCUUCACAAUGCUUGA
Molecule: messenger RNA, 492 nt
Organism: Mollisia scopiformis
Lineage: Eukaryota; Fungi; Ascomycota; Leotiomycetes; Helotiales; Mollisiaceae
Exons: 1
Coding region: 1-492 (163 amino acids)
Source: RefSeq, a predicted model, not a curated record